AUGUCUGAAAAUACACUGUCAGCGGAUUUCCAUACUUGCGUACUACGGGGAAUCGUAAUAAUAUGUUUAAUGUAUUACACAUUUCGAUAUUAAGAUGAUAUCGUCGCCAGUGUUCGUUGAGUGUAGUCGUUUAGAGACCAAGAAGUAUGAUGUAGGACGAUGUAGGUACGGAGAAUCGCAAAACGCAAUAAUAGAUGUAUGACAACGAAAGUACCUAAACCGUAGGUACAUUGUGUACACAAAAUACGAGUAUAGAAUUUAGUUUUGUUUAGGUAAGUACCCACAUAUUAUCUAGAAUACGGGUAGUUUAUAGUGUUUAUACUAUGAAUUAUUGAUGUUUUUCAAAUUUGUUUUCUAUCAUGGGAUAUUGAUAUUUUAAUACCUAGGUACUUAUAUCUACCUAUAGGUAACCAAUUUUCGGAUAACAAUAAAAAUAUAAUACCGUGCGAUGUAUCGCAUCCUAUCUUGUGUUGACGUUUAUUCUUCGUUUAAUGUAAUAAUUGCGUUUUAAAACAUUUAAAAAUUAAAUUAUACUUUUCAUAAGAAAAUAAUUCCUAAAUAUCUAUAUGGCACGUUAAACUUAUUGCACGUUAUAAUUAUAAAGUAAAUAUUAAAUAACGAAAGUAAAUUUAAUUUUUAAAUAUUCGAAUAUUUGAAUACAAAUAAAUUGUUGUUUAAAUAUAUAUUUUGAAAAGUAUUUUUAUUGUACAAACUACAAAAUGCAAUUAAUAUUACUUAAUUCAAAGUAAAAGUAUAUUAUUUGAUAAGGUGCAACUGUUUGAAAAAAUGUAUCACAAAUCGAUAUAAGUGCCGAUCUAAAAAUGUAUUAUGCAUUUGUGCAAUUCAAGAUGUCACAGUAGCUAAGCCUGCACAAAUCAAUAAUAUAUAAUAAUAAUAUACAUUUGUUGUCACAAUAUAUAAUAAUUUAUAAUAACGCAUACAUGUGUGUACCUGUUUACCUAAUGUACCUAAUAAUAAUAUACGAAUAAAAUACGAAAAUAAACCAAAAUAUCACAUAAAUUGGUAAACAAUUUCGGAAAUUUACCGACCACAGUUGGUAAAACCUAGGAUUUACCGGUAAAUCCUAGGUUUUAUCGGUAUUCGUACUUUUACCGUAACAUAUAGUUCCGUUAAAUAUGAUAACGUUGUAUGCAAAUCAAAAAUAUUGCUACAUUCAAAAUAUCUGGUGAAAUAUUAUUAGUAAGAAGAUAAUAUCUUGAAUAUCAGCUAUUCUAAUAUUUUAUUUCUCUAGUUCAUUAUGCCUUGGAGUUGGGCCAUUGAUGAAUUAAAAUAUCAAAGACAUUUGUGGACAAUUUAUUUGCUUUCCCGCACAUAUUUUUUAAAAAGAAGGAUUUAUAAUAUUUUAUACUAAAUACUACACACUUUCCUCAUUUGGAAAAUGCUGUAAUUAUUAUUAAAUGUUUUUUUUUUUUUACACGUUCAAUAGGCAUUAUUAAAUUAAGUUAAUAUCGCGACUCAUGAAAUGUGUAUUAGUUUCAGACUAUUGACAGUAAAAUGCGGUCGGGAGUAGUUUUAUUGUAUAGUCAAGACAUUGAAUAUGUUCCGUCAUCAUAGUGUACAAUGUCCAACUCUGACCAAAAGAAUGAUCAGUAUCAGUAGCCUAACACUGUAUCAAACACGUUUUCACAAAAUCAUAAAUAGUUAUCCAUUCAACAAGUACAAAAGAUAAUAAAAGCACAAGAUAUUCCUAGACCAUCUGAAGGACAAUUUAUAGAUGCAAAUAUAAUAUCAACUUUUGGUAUAUUAUUCAUAGAGUUGAAAUAUUUUAUUUUGCUAAGCAAUUUAAAAUUAAAAAAAUUGCAUCACCUAUAUAAUUUGUAUUAGUUACUAAUAACAAUAAUAAUAAAUUAUUACUAUUAUAGAUAAUUAUGUUGCAGCUCUAAGAAGUGCGAAAUUAUUAUCAAGAAGUUCUCACGAACAAAAUUUACCUAGCUCAUUUCCCAAAAGAAAAACACAUAAAGACAAAAGUACACAGACUGAAUAUAACAACUCACUCGUAAAGAAGAAAAAAUGCAUAUAUAAACCAAACCAUGUACCAAAACAUAAACAAUAUACUUGUAAUAUACCAAUUCCAGUAAAUCCCACAAAUGUGAAACAAGGUUAAAAAAUAUUUAUUUUUUUAAGUCACUUAUGUAUUUCUGUUUGUGUUAAAUUAAUUAAAACAAUUUGUUAAAAUACAUAGGCAUGUAUCAAAAAUCCGAAACUACCUAUGACGAUCUAUUAUCUAUACCAGUAGAAUUAUUAUUUAAUCCUGGAACAUCUUCUACUUUAAGUUUUUACUUUUUUAUUACCUUAUAUCUGUUGAAUAUUCCACAUGAUAAUUUUUUUUUAUUAUUUUGAAAUUUAAACAGUUAUUAUUUAACAUUAUUACUAAUUUUUUUUUUUUUUAGCAAACACAAAAUUCACCAAUUGUAAUACAAGUUCCGUCUGAUAAUCAAUUAGAAGAUUUUAUAAAUUCGAAUUCUAUACAUUUUUCUGACUGUUCUGAUGGUAAGUUGUAUUUUUCAAAUUAAUUUAAAUUGUACCUACCUGUAUAAAUAUUUAUAAACAAUAUUAUAAUUCUAUAUAAUAAUAUAGUUCUAAUUGAUGACAAGUUAAAAGAAAAAAUUUUAGAACGUAAAGUAGUGGAAGAUAAUCUACAAGAUGAUGGACCAGAUAUUAUGAAGUCUGAUAUCAAUUCAGAUUUGAUGCAUCCCAAAAAAAUAAUAUUUUUCAAUGUGGUAUUUAUUUCUUAUAUUUAUGAAUUUAUAACAUUUUAUGUAUUUAUAAUAGUACAAAACAAUCUAAAAAUAAUUAUUUAUAUUUUAAUAUAUUUUAGAUGAAUAAAAAAAGCUCUCUUGUCUUUUUUUUAUUGAAGCAAGAUUUCUAG
Molecule: messenger RNA, 2890 nt
Organism: Cinara cedri
Lineage: Eukaryota; Metazoa; Arthropoda; Insecta; Hemiptera; Aphididae
Source: the annotation of a GenBank genome assembly